AUGGCAUUUAGACAAGAAAUUAAUAAAAGUCAAGUAGAAGAUAGUGAAGUAUCUGAACAAGCUAUAGAUUGGAGUAAUCAGGAUAAAAGCAUACUUUUAGAAGCUCUUAAAAAAUAUGGGUCUGAAAAUAUUGCAGCUAUAUCAAACAUGUUACCACAUCUAUCUCCUGAAGAUAUUAAAUUAAAAAUAUUUGAAUAUUCAAAGAUGGCAAAAAGCUUAUACGAAAAUGAAUUGUUAAACAAAUGGUCAAGUUGUGGUUUAUAUAAACUUGGAGAUAGUAUUCUACCAGAAGUACUAUUAUUUAUACACUUGUUUGAAGAUCAUCCACCACCUUAUGAAGCAGAUGGUCAUGAUUUCAGAGCAAUCUAUGAAUUCCUUUAUCGCUCAUGUUUUGAGCAAACAUCAUAUUUUGACCUUCCAAAAAAAGACAUGAAUCUACUUUGUUCGACUUUGAUAAAAAUAGAAAAUAAAGUAUGGCCAUACUGCCAAAAAGAUAUUUGGGAAUAUCUAGGAAAAGUUUACAAGAGAAGGAAUAUUAAGAAAGUAUACCCUGGAAAGAAUACACAAUCCUUAUAG
This is a messenger RNA of Dufourea novaeangliae, 576 nucleotides long. RefSeq lists its product as uncharacterized. The record is from RefSeq and is a predicted model, not a curated record. The coding region runs from base 1 to 576 and encodes 191 amino acids. The transcript is spliced from 3 exons. NCBI's taxonomy places the organism in Eukaryota, Metazoa, Arthropoda, Insecta, Hymenoptera, Halictidae.